Sardina pilchardus (European sardine) is the source of this 729-nucleotide messenger RNA. It is a transcript of the gene insl5a, whose product is annotated as insulin-like 5a. Gene Ontology annotation, molecular function: hormone activity; G protein-coupled receptor binding. Bases 1 to 336 code for a protein of 111 amino acids. Gene Ontology annotation, cellular component: extracellular region. The transcript has 2 exons. Lineage: Eukaryota; Metazoa; Chordata; Actinopteri; Clupeiformes; Clupeidae. The record is from RefSeq and is a predicted model, not a curated record.
AUGCGGCCGCUGAGUCUGCCCGUGCUGGCGCUGCUGCUGCUGUGCGCGCUGUGCACGCUGACGGAGGUGCGCGGCGGCGGCGGCGACAUGAAGGCCGUGAAGCUGUGCGGCCGCGAGUUCAUCCGCGCCGUCGUCUACACCUGCGGAGGCUCCAGGUGGAGGAGGCUUCUCAACCAACGAGACCUGGAGGGCAUGUCUGGUGGAGAGCAGAGCAGCGCGGAGGGCCAGGGGGACAGCCUGGCGUCAGACCUGAGCAAACGAGACCUGAACCACGUGCUCACCAACAUGUGCUGCCAGAUGGGCUGUCGCAAGAGCGACCUCACCUUCCUGUGCUGAGGAGCAGUCGCCUCGGGGUCUCCACCUGCCACACAUCCACCACAGACGUCACCCAUGGAGCUCUCACGGUCUGAUCCAGCACCAUCACUUCAGUACCUAUCCACAGCUUUUUACAAUACAAAUGAUUUGAUUUUAGUGAUCAAUAGACAAUUACAACACGUGGGCUAACGCCAGGCUGGAAUUGAUCGAUCGUCUCUGUACAAUGUCAACAUACUGACAAGAAUCAGGUCUUAAUUCCACAGAGCAAUCAAUCAGUUGCAGUCUGACAUUAACACACAAGUGUAACUUUAAACUUUAAAUAAACUGUGUGAUACUAUGCACUGGACUGCCUCCACUCACACAUAAAUGGCUUUGAUUCAAAGGGAAGAUGCUAUACCCACAUGCCUAUGUGAA